GAAAAUGUCUUUUAGCAUCUUCAGCAGGUGGAAGAACUGCGGCCGCUGCUCCCAUGACGAGUCCGGUCUGCAGCGGAUCCAGUGGCAGGAAGUGACAGAUAUCCACAAGUUGUCAGGCCCAUUGUGGCGGCCGUCGGGCCACAGCAGGGCCUGACGGUGACAGCCGACCCUCACCAGGAGGAAUGUCAUCCCCCACCUUCAGAUAAGCUUUGACAGCUGUAAAUUUAGACAGGGGAGAGAGAGGGGAGGGAGGUGAGCUGCUAUUUAUAUCUUUCAUUCAGCAAGGCCCAAACCAGAGACAGAGAGAGACCCCCCCCCCCCCUCUCUCUCUCUCUUUCUGUCUCUCUCCAGAAGGCGAUCACUCCUUCUGGAUCUCUCCUCUGCUCCUGUCUGGAGAAACUUCUGGAGCUCUGACCUCAACUUUAAGACCAGGAAGGGAGAUAAUCCGACCAAGAAUCGAACGCACAGUGACCGAAGGGUGAAGAAGAAAAAAGAAACCAAGACAAACCGACAGGCCAACAUGGCUCUGCUGUGCUACAACAAAGGCUGCGGAGAGAAGUAUGACGCUGACAAGAACAAGGACGACUCCUGCGUAUUCCAUCCAGGAGUCCCAAUCUUCCACGAUGCUCUGAAGGGUUGGUCCUGCUGUAAGAAGAGGACAACAGAUUUCUCAGAGUUUCUCUCCAUCAAGGGCUGCACCCGUGGGCGCCACAGCAACGAGAAGCCGCAGGAGCCUCUGCGGCCGGAGGUCGUGUCAGAUAAGGGUGAGAUUAAACACACCAACGGCCAGGAGAUAAUCUACCAGGGACCCAAAUCUGCAGAGAAGCUGAAGAAGGAGAGACCCAGCUCAGAUGAGCCCAUGACCAAGCUGCCCCAGAAAGUGUCUGCAUCGCUGGCUCAGGUGCUGGAGAAACUGGAAAUCAGUAAGAAAGCUGAGAAAGAUCAGAAAGACAGUGAGGUUGUCAUACAAGGGACAAGAUGCAAAAAUUCAGGAUGCAAAACGGCGUAUCAAGGCCCAGAGACAGACAUGGAGGUCUGCACCCACCACCCUGGUGCACCCGUCUUCCAUGAGGGGUACAAGUACUGGAGCUGCUGCUGCAUUAGGACAAUAGACUUCAACGCUUUCCUCGACCAGAAGGGCUGCACCACAGGGAAACAUCGCUGGGUCCCAAAACAGGACAAGAAAAAGGUGGCUUGUCGACACGACUGGCACCAGACUGGAAAUAAUGUUGUUGUAACAAUUUACGCCAAGAACGCAAACCCUGAACUUUCCUGCAUAGAGGCCAACCGGACAGUGCUCUCGUGUCAAAUCCAGUUUGAGAACAAUAAGAUUUUCAAGAGAGAGUUCCACAUGUGGGGGGUGAUCAAUGUCAAACAGAGCUCAGUCAACAUGGUCCCGUCCAAAGUGGAGAUUUCCCUGCGUAAGGCGGACCAGGUGGCCUGGGGCAAACUGGAAGACCCCAACUACAAACCGGAGCCUGAGCCCGUAGAGGACUCCCUCGCCGAAACCAACGAGUCUCACCAGCCCGACUGGGAUAUCGCUGACGACGACAUCAGUGACUCGGAUGAGGAGUGGGCCUAUGACACACCGGAGAACAAACAGAAGGAAAAGAGAGAGGAGCAGAGGAAAGCUGAAGACAUGCAGAAUUUACAGAGGAAGGAGGUGGAGGAGGAGAUGAAGAGGGCAAUGGAGGAGAGGAGGAAGGCGGAGGAGGAGAAAAAGAGGCUAGAGGAACAGAGGAGGGAGGAGGAAGCGGAGGGAUUUGAAGACAUGCCCGACCUUGAGUAACUCCUCUGAAAAACAACGUGUUGAUCGGGUGUCAUUUUCAUUAUCAGGGCAGAAAACUCUUUAAUUCAAAACUGAUUUUUGUAAUGAGUAAAAUCAGAUGUUUAUUUCAGAGAUAAUUAGAUUCCAACUCCAUGUUUUGUAGCUGCAAAUGAAUUGUGGUACUUUGCAAACACCUUCUAACUUUGGACGACCCAAGAGGUUGAUUCUCUUGCAUUUACUUUCAUUAUUGGUUGACAAACACACUGGACCCUUUAUGUUUUAUUUUAUUUGAAUUGUAGUGUGAUGUUUUUCUCCUCAAAUGUGAAUAUUCUCUGUAUGCAGCUUCAAAACAAGAAAUAAAGACUUUUCUAUGUCUGUUUCUACAUCAAAA
Molecule: messenger RNA, 2159 nt
Organism: Seriola aureovittata
Lineage: Eukaryota; Metazoa; Chordata; Actinopteri; Carangiformes; Carangidae
Exons: 11
Coding region: 521-1789 (422 amino acids)
Source: RefSeq, a predicted model, not a curated record